Molecule: messenger RNA, 13986 nt
Organism: Macrobrachium nipponense
Lineage: Eukaryota; Metazoa; Arthropoda; Malacostraca; Decapoda; Palaemonidae
Product: lipase maturation factor 2-like
Exons: 10
Coding region: 16-1989 (657 amino acids)
Biological process (GO): protein maturation
Cellular component (GO): endoplasmic reticulum membrane
Source: RefSeq, a predicted model, not a curated record
UUUUUUUCAUCUGAAAUGCAAUUAAGACAAAGGCAUGUAAACUUUUUGUAUUUUGCUAGGCAAAUUAUUGAAAAAAUUUUCUUUUUUUCAGGAUUGUAUGGUGAAAAGGGAAUCCUGCCAGCUCAUACUCAGUUGCCAAACCUCAAUUACCCUAAACAAUGUUUCUUUGACAAGCUGACAGUGCUGUGCUUCUCAUCUUACUUUGGACUUAAUACUGCUUACAUGAUGGAGUUACUGGCUCUCACAGGAACAGUACUCAGCUUCAUUGGUAUGGUGUGGAAAUCGUGGUGUACGGCUACCUUUUACUUCUUCCUUUGGGGUUCAUACUUGUCCUUGUAUCAAGUGGGACAAACUUUCUUAUGGUUUCAAUGGGAUAUUCUUCUCUUAGAAGUUGGAUUUUUAACAAUUUUAGUGGCACCAGUGAGUCGACGUGGGUGGUCUGAGUAUCGCCCGAGAAACUUAGUCACAAUGUGGUUACUUAGAUGGGCCCUGUUCAGACUAAUGUUUGCCUCAGGCGUUGUUAAACUACAGAGUGACUGCCCAAGUUGGUGGGGAUUAACAGCACUGACAGUUCAUUAUGAAUCCCAGUGUAUCCCAACACCCUUGGCAUGGUAUUUCCAUCAGCUUCCUGUAUGGUGGAACAAACUGUGCAUUGUGGCAACCUUCUUAAUAGAGAUUCCUGUACCUUUCUUGUUUUUCAGUCCUGUGCGUUCUCACAGAAUAUUUGCAUGCUACAGCCAGAUUCUCUUGCAAGUGAUGAUUGUUUUUACGGGAAAUUACAAUUUCUUCAAUUUGUUGACACUUACUCUUUGCUUAUCUCUUAUGGAUGAUGUUCAUUUAGGCUAUCAACAUGUGAAGGACUUGUCUUUUGGUUUCAUCUCGUACGUCAAGAAUACCUGCAGUUGGGUUUUCAAGUGGAUAGGUUAUGGCAUCCUAGCAUAUUAUACCAUGGCCUACUUCUCACUCCGGGUUACACCUGAGGGAACUAUAGAGUCUGCUAUAGCUUUCAGCAGAGGUGAUUUUGAUGCAUGGAUGUCACGAGCUGUUCCUUUAAGUAUUGCAAUUGGUGCAUUUUCACUGCUGAUAACUGUAGCAGAGGCACUUACCUCAGCCCUGUUUGAAGUUCGUGGUUGCUUGGAUAAAUUUGGCGUCUUCACUACAACAUUUGUUUACUCUGCUAUGGCUAUCAGCUUAUUUGGAAUAAGCUUGGUUCCUUACACUGUAUUAGACAGACCUUCCAACCAACGUGUAUGGCCUAUUUUCCACCACUGGUAUGAGUACACAUCAGAUAUCCAUCUAACAUCCGCAUAUGGCUUAUUUAGACGAAUGACAGGUGUUGGAGGAAGACCAGAAGUGGUUUUAGAGGGAGCUUUGUACUUGGAUGGACCCUGGAGGGAAUAUGAAUUUCCUUAUAAGCCUGGCAGUGUGGACCGCCUCCCACCCUUUGUGGCUCCUCAUCAGCCAAGAGUUGAUUGGCAGUUAUGGUUUGCUGCACUGGGCACAUAUAAUCAAAACCCCUGGUUGAUUUCACUUGCACACCGUCUUUUGUCUGGACAGCCAGAUGUUGUGGCUUUACUGGAUCCAUCAUCACCGUGGAGAGAUAGUCCACCAAAAUAUAUCAAAGCCACUAAAUAUAUUUACCAUUAUGCUAACUUUGCAGAAGGGGCUUCUGGAAUGUGGUGGAAACGGCAAGUUGACGGUGAUUAUUUACCAAUCUUCACUGUUGAUCAUGCUCCUCUUGUUGAAUAUCUGCGCAAGAUUGGAACCAUUGGGACAAUGGACAUUCCUGCCACCAACCAGCCUUUACAGCAGCUGUUGGAUAUAAUCAGGAGCUUUCUUACUGCAAUGGAUCCAGAAUUAUUAGUGUGGAGCUUAUUUGUGUCUGCUUGCAUUCUCAUUUGGACUAAAAGAAAUGCAGUACCAACCAUUGUUAAAGGCGUUUAUAGACCAAGAAAUAAAGGUGGCAGAUGGGACCAAUCUCAAAAGUGAUUGAAUCAAUGGUGCUGUCAAACAUUUUUUCUCACCUAAUUGUUUUGACAUUUUUGUACUUCAUAAAAAGGUAGAAAAUGGGAGGUGAAUUGAAACCGGUUUCAUACAGUACUUAAGAAAAAGUAAAAAAAGGGAGGGGGGAUUUGAAACAGAUGCUAUAUAAAACUCUUAAAGUAAAUAAUUGGAAGGAAAUGUUGAGAAAAUUUUCAAGUUGACUUCACAAUAGGAUAAUUGCUACCCAUAGGCCUUUGAAAAUGUUUACUUUGUAUUGCCUUUACCAUGUGUUUAUGAAUUGUUGAUUUUUCUUCAUAUGCAGCAUUGGAAAUGGUUGUAUAAUUGUGAAAACAAAAUCUUAACAUCUGUAAUUAUGCUAACUAAUUGGUUUUCACGAGCUUUUGAAGAUUCUUUAUUUUGCUCUAUUGCAUUUACCUUAUGUAUAAGAAUUGUCAGUUUUUUGUUCAUUUAUAUGGUUGUAGUUGUGAGGACUGCAACAUCAUCUUUAUUAUGCAUUUUCCACAAAGCUGGUGCUAAUUCCUUUAGACACGUAUAUAGCAAGCAAGGAGAUAUAUGUCAUGCAUUGUGAUUUGUUUGUACUACAUAUGUGACUGUUUGAUAUAAUUUAAUUAAUAAUUUCACAACUACUAAAGAAAUUUGACCUAUUAUACAGCUAUGUAUGUUUUUUCUGUCUCCCUUUAAUGAGAGGGAUUCUGAUAUUCUAGCUUAAUCCCAGUGAGAAUGUUAAGCAAAUAAAAUUAUUUUUUUACCCCUAUCAGGGUGAAAGACUGGUCAUAAAACAUACUCCACCUAACAUUAAAUGAUGAACAUUGUAUCAGUUAAGGAGAAGAGUGCAAACUUGAGAAUGAGAAAUACAAAAAUGGAAAUGGUUCAUAUACUAAAUGGUACAUAGCAAAUGGUGGUGCCCAACAAUUUAUCUGUUGAGCAAUUUGGAAGUUAUAGAGCUUUCAACUUUUUUUUAACAAUAAACUGUGUAACAGUGAAUCUGCACAGCUCUUACUUAUGGAUAAGGGAGACUACUUAAUUUAAGAAUAUCUUAAGCUUUGCAGUAACAUUAAAAUAUUAACUGAGCUGACAUAGAACAUACAUAAUAUUGUACCUAUAAGACUUCAACUUACAUUUGUUCCUACUGACAUCAAUUUACAUGACAUCAAUUUACAUUUGUUCCUACUGACACACAAAACGUUGUCUUUUAAAGAAAGAGUAUUCCUCAUUGCAAGCUGGAGUAGUUAUUAAACUUGGAAACAUAGCUGUUAACUUUUGGUUAAGAGGGGCGAGUGGGGAAAUAAGCCUGACUUGCCUUGCUUUGUUCCCAGCAGCUGUAAAGAGAUGUUUCACUGCACAUUCUCUCAUCCUCAUGUUUAAUUAUUGUUGAAGUAGAAUUAUUUCUUUUUGCUUAAUUGUUUGCUUACUUUUGACUUGGUUUAUAUCUAAAGCAUGGAGAAAACCCAUGAAUAACACCAUGACGGAAGCAUGGGUGCCCAUUUGAGCUCUUCAUGUCCCCUGUAACAGCUGAACCCCACAGCCCACAGGCACUGUUCCUUUAUCGGUGAAGGCAUGCACUCAUGCUUCCUCCUGCGAGGAGUAUUUAGGUUGACUUCUCACCAGUUUGGUAGGAGGAGGAAGAAGGACAAGAAGUAUUUGCCAGCUUUAUCGGAAGGAAACAUGACUCCAGUAACAUAGUCGAAUCCCUCUGGUUCUUUUCUUUCACCGUCCUCUAAUGUUACACUCUCCUCAUAAGGGAGUAGGACUUUAGUCCUGAAGGAGUCUGACAUUGCCUUUGCUUCAGAAGAUGAUGCUGGUGUUGGUGGUGGUGCCUCCCCCUAGUUGGGCCUCGUCCUCAGCCUUAUCUGAUUCUGAUGUUCCAGGUACAAAGUACCUACAAGAUUUGACUUGUGUUGAAUGUCUCUGGCAGUCUAUCUUUGCAUUGUUCCUGGACAAACUGGCUGAAAAGAAGUUAGAGCUCUCUCCUAUGCCUAUUCCCUGUGAUCAGCUGGGGAUCAUGGUAAAUUUAGAGGAGUUGAUCUCAUUCCCAAGCAGUAGAUAGUGCCUCCUCAGGGCACUUUCGUAGACACUGCAGCAAUGAGAGCCUUCAAAGUUUUGUCCACUUUGGGAGCUGUGGCCUUCAGCAUGAAGUAUAUUUUUCAUCCUUUACAGUUUAAUUCAGCCCCUGGCUAAAGCUUUGGAUAGAGAUCCAACUAUUUGCGGGGGAGGGGGGGCUCUGGUACACAUCCCCCACGAAUACGGGGGGACCACCGUAUAGUUUAAGUGUGGGUUGAUGUAAUUCUGUAAACCUUAUUUUAAUAUUAUUGGGAAAACGUUGGAUCAAUUGCACUGAUUUACCCCUCAGGUAAUAUAACUAUAUUGACAUUGGUAGGUGGUCCCUUGAGUCUCAUAGGACAUCAAAGGGAUUGAUGAAAGUGUGUGUGGAAAGUUAAAAUUAUAAAAAAUGGGUUGAAAACAUACAGAUAGUAGUAGUACUUUUGACAGUGAUGUAAAAUUACCUUCCUGGUGAAUGUCCUUUUUGCAAAAAAUAUUUGUCAAAGGAACACCACCUUUGUGGAGACAGUAAUUACUAGAUUUCUCUUUUGCAAAUUCUGAGCUUGCAUUAUCUGUUAAUAUUUCUUGGGGAUACCACAGUCACAUUUACUAUGAAUCUCAUUGUAGUCAGGCUCUAUCAACUUAAUAAUCAAAUGUCUGCUUAAAGUUUCAGGUUGGCUAAUCAAAUGUUUAUAUGCUUGGUGCUAUCUUUUACUAUUUGCAUUUGUGUACUUUUUAAGUGUACUUUUCCAUUUGAAAGGUUCAUUGUGCAUGAGCCAAAUUAAGAGUUUUCUGGCAUUUGCUUUUUACUAGAUACUGCAAAAAACAUGAUAAAAGCAGAGAAUUUACCAAUAAGUAGUUUUUAAGAUUAGAUUAAAAAACAAAUUCUUUCAUUUAGACACCUUGUUAUAAAAUCUGUUCUAAAAUAAUUUUUGUAUCAUUUAUGCUGAAUUUAAUAAAUAAAUUAGCAGCGUUCAGUGAAUAUUUUUACUGUUAUUAAAUAUAACAAUUAGCUCAAUCCCUGUGGCCAUCCCUCUGUAAAAUUAAUUGUUGAUAUUGGAGGUCUAGUUGAAUUUGAUGAUAAUGUUAGGAAGCAAAACAAAUAUCAGAAUACUAUCUCCUUCAAAAAAUUUUUACAAGAUAGAUUGUAACCAUCUGAAACCACAGGUUUUAAAUCUACCCAGAAUUUAAUGCAUAUGAUUUACUCAUAUUUAUAGCCAAAUUUUUACAAUAAGCAUAUAUUAUUUGUUUCCUGAUUGCCAAUUUACCAACUGGCCUAUUUGCCCAUAAACUGUUAGUUCAGCAACAUAUGGAAGUGUGCCUGUUCUUAUGUACUACGUAUUGUAAAUAAGACUGUAUCAUGCACAAAUUAUAUCUUAAAGAUAUAUAUUUAGUGAUUCAAAUAUAAAAAGAGUUGGUGUGUAUUUCAUGAACUAGGUUAUUUGUUUCAUCAGAAAACAUUAUUAAGUAUCUUGGUGGAAAAGAGAGCACUAUAUAGACCAACUUACAAGGAAGGAUGUUCCAGUUAAGUUCAUAAUAGUUUUUUAGCAUGAAUUUUACAGAACUUCAUGAUCCUUUUCUAACAUACUCCCCUUUUCUUAUUAAUUUUAAUUGUAAAGAGAGGUUUGCAAGUUGAUACUUGAUGUAUUUAGUAGAUAUAACUGUAAUCAGUCUUCUUUUCCUUCAAAAACGAAGACUUUGCACAGGGUACCUGUAAGAUAUACUGUGCUAAAGUGUUGGUAAUGCUGCAUUUGACUGAUGCAUAUAUUGUUAUGUUCUUACUUCAGUAGAACAUGUCAUAAACAUACAUAGGUAAUUUUAUGCAGACAUAUCAGAUUAAACAGCUUAAAAUACAAGUCAACAACUUAUAGGUAGCCUUAACCAGCGCUUCAUACAAUUAUCAAGUAUUGACCAAAGAAUCAUUCUCUACCUCGGUCGUUGAUUUGUUUUCAACCUGUUUCUGAUAUGUAUGCAGGUUUCCAACUUGUGUUUAUAAUGGUUUACUGCACCUCUUGCUGUCAUUCAACUAGGUUGUAUUUCACUCAACCCUUGGUUGUUGCUUUCCCAUGCCUUUAUGGAUAAUUUGUCAGUUGAAGGUUGGCUGUAUUGAUAGGAAAUAGUCACUUCCCAACCUGGUUUUUUUUUUCUCUGGUUGUCGGGAUAUUCAGAUCUAAUAAUGAGAUGAUGCCAUUUGUAGAUAUAUUUCAACUCCAUGCUCUAGAGUUAACAUAUUUUGAGCUUAGCCAUUAACUAGAGGUACACCAUGUAACAUUUCCUGUGCUGCCCAUUCUGCAAAAUAUUGCAGUGUGUUAACAUUGCUUUGUGUACUGAGGAACAUCACAUGAAAUAUACUUACAUUGAAAUUUGGUCAUUACACAGGUAAUUGACUAAAACUGAUGAAAUUCACAAUUAAAAAACCAGCAAAAUUACAGUUGGAGCUGGUCAUUAUUUGGCAUUAAUAAAUGAUACUGUAUUUAAAAUAUGGGCUUCACUAAGAACCAUGAGCACUACUACAUGAUAGGCACUUAAUGGAAAGCAGACAAAAUGCUAACAAUGAAGGCUGUGGUUCAGCUGCACAACUAAUUGGCAUCCAUCCCCAUUUGUCUCAAUUACUAAGUACCACCUGUACAGUUCAAGUGCUAAACUGGAUUAAAAUUUAAUCAUAGCAGGAUGGGCCCAUUAGCUACCAAACUCCACUGAUGCAGGCUACGUAAUGCAAGGUUCCCUUGUCCUCUAUAACUUAAAGCUAGCCUUAUCUCCCAAUACUGUGUAUCUUUUCUAACAUAGUACAGAAUAACCUUUUACAUCAAAAGACUUUUUUAGUAAAUUUAAGUUUAAUAUCGUGAAAAUAUUAAAUUAAUGCUACUGUACACAAGAUGCAUAUAUCAGGUUUUAUAAGUUUAAAUGACCAUAUCUGUUGAAGUAUAAUCAAGGUCUUGGUGUAAAUUAGUAUUACCCAUGGUGAAAUGGUGUAAAUUAGUAUUACCCAUGGUAAAAUGGCUUUUUAAUGUUUGCUAAUAUAAUAAAUGUAACAUAAGACCAAAAGAUGUUUUUAAAAAUUUUAGAAGUGCUAUUUUUGUAGUUCCUACAGUAGAGGUAUUAAGAUAAUGUUUUAUAUAAAACUCAAGUUUACGGUGAACUUUUGAUUUGUCACUGGUAUAGGAUAGGUAUUAAAAUAUUACAUCAUUUUAAUACUUGAAUUGUUUUAAAGUUUUGCUAUAGAAUUGAAAAUCCUAGAUGUCUAGAUGCAUGAUUUUAAUUUCUCAGGCAAACUUGUUACCUGUGGAGAAUUUUUCUGGUUGUUUUGUAAUAAACCAUGCAAUGCAGAAUGCUAAGAAUCAUGAAAAAGGCUAGUUUUGUAGUUCCUAAACAAUAUGGAAUGGAGGCUAUAGUUCUUGUAGGGUAACUUUCUUUGGCUUUUAUUUUUGAGAUUUACAUGUGAACUUGUGAGUUGACCCAUUAUAUGAUGUCAAUUUUUGUUUUGAAUGUAAUCAAUAUUCUUUGCUCAGACUAUAAAGCUGACCUCCGCCUAUUCACGGUUCUGGAUUCACAGCUUCACCAAUUCACCCAUUUUUCUGUGGAACAUAUAACCACAUUAUUUGCAGAAAAUUUGCCUAUUCAUGGGAUGUUUCAUAGAAAAAUAUUGACUAAGUACUUUCAUAUUUUCGUGAAUAAAUACAUUUUUUCAUCAUAAAACUAUUAAAAUAGACAAGUAUAAGCAUUUUUAGUGGGGUUUCCGGUGUUUGAACUAUCAAAAUAAUCAGUUAUGAGCAUUUUUUGAGAAGCGUCAAGUAUCCAGGGAUUUUAGCUUUUCGCAGGGGGUUGUGAGGGAUCCCUACCCCGUGAAUCCCGGGGGGUUGACUGUAAUUCUGAAUUACUUUUUUCCAAAUGUUUGGAACCCCUAUAAAAACGCUAAAAAACAGCCUAUUUUGUUAGUUAAAACUAGAAAAACACACAAAAAAUUUUUAUACUUGGUUUUUAAUAGUUUGAUCACAAAAAGUGCAUUUUAUGAUGAAAUUGAUAAAAAAAACAGGAAUUCGUGGAUAUUUCUCAUAGAAAAAUAACACGAAUGUGCGAAUUUUCCGCAAAUAAUGCGGGGAAACAUUCCCGAGAGAAAUCCGCAAAUGUGUGAGUCCGCGAAUCUGGAGAAAGCGAAUACAGGGGGUCCACUGUAAACCAUUUACAAGGAAAUAACUUAUGUUAGUUUUUGAUACCUUAGGGUCUCUUAUCAGAUUGUUUUCUAAGGGAAGGUACUUAUCAGGUUACAAAGAUAGUGCUAUACAGUAACAGGAUUUAAGACUUAAUGUUAUAGUACUAUUUGUGAGAACAAGAAUUUUAAUGAAAGCUUGCAUUUUUUUUCCUCACAGAAAAAUGACACAGCUUGUAAGUAGAUGACUUAGGUUUUACUUAUUUGGUUGUUUUGUACUCUCCACCAAUAAUAUUUACAUAAGUCCAACCUUAUUUCCAGGGCUGUGGAGUUGCCCACACAUAACCUUAUGAUUCAUACUCCUCAAAUUAUGGACAUAACCUUGUGAUUCAUAGUAACACUGAUGUAGAUUCUUAACUCUUCUAUCAUAUGAUAAGAUUAACUAUAUUUUCUGUUUCUAGUGAAAACGCACAACAUGCAGGGCAUUUCAUCACUGCCAAUAUGAAUCAUCAGGUCACUUUUAACCCCUUUAACCUGUUAAAAGACAAGGUUUAAAGUCUAACUUUGAGGAUCAACUUAAUCUUGGCAUGGAAAUUCACUUUUUUGCUGUCUGGGUUUGUUAUAUAGCAAAAGUCUCCAAUUAGAUAUCUGCUAAUGUGCAGUACUAAUUUCUCUCUUGAAGUAAUAAUGUAAUGAUUCUUUAUAAAUCUCGGAUAAUUUUUCUUUUCCUUGCAUUGCCGUUUAAUAUUAUUUUGGCGGUAUUUGAGCAAACAGCUAAAAAUAUACAAAUUGUGGAAACUUAAAAGGUUUAAUUCCCUUUCAAAUACUUACUUAAAACUUGGAAAAUUAAAAAUUUAUUGAGAUGGAGGACUUGUGUAAAUUUUUCAUAAUUCAGAAGAGCUUUACAAGUCAGUUUUUUAAAGUACUUUCAAUUUUUUGGACUUACUAUGUAAAUAGCUAAUGUAUCUGCUGGUGGAUUCACACUAAUCACCGAAUUUUUGGUUAGUAUGAAAAAUAUGAUAAUCAUAAAAGUUAACAGUAUGUAUCUGCACUAACUGCAUUACUGUUUGCACUUGCUUUUUAAGUAACACAUCCAGUCAUGGUCUUUCACAUUAAAUGUUGUGACACAUUAAGUUUGUGAACAUUUACAGCUACAUUUUGAAAGGUAUAUUUAAUUGCAUUAAAAGUUGUGAUUUAAUGUAUAGUAAUGGUAGCUGCAUUAUUAUUUUCAUGAUUGUAAUAACUAAGGUGACCAAGAACUACCAAGUAAGAAAGUUUACAAUACAAGCAUAUCUUCAAUACAGCCAUAAUUUCUAUUGCAAAAUUAGUUGGACUUUUCCUAUCCAAUGCAGAAACAUGAAUUGAUACAAAUGUUAAAGACUCGUUUACUGAAAAAGGCGCACAUGUGAGCAAUACUGUUUUGAAAAUCAAAGUCAGUGAUGAAACUUACAAGAAGGUGAGUUCAAAUGCACUCCUUUCUAAAGAAAAUCAUGUCAGGCAUCAUCAAAAAUCGAAUUCUUGCAUCUUCUUGAGAUGGUCUAGUGUACAUUUGGCAUAUUCUAAAGUUAUAUAAAAAAUUUUCAUUAUAUAACAAACAGACAAAGUCUGUAUAUUUGAUGUCUCCAAAUAAACAAUUUUGGAUGCAGGAUCCCCACACAGUAAUUGCACUAAAUUGUGUCAAUGUAAGAAAAUACACACAUGUACGCUGCUUUACCACCUACCAGGAAGGACAGGAGAUUCCCAGAAAAUGCAGAUGAACGUUUAAGUAUUACAGCAGUUGGGAACCCCCUUGUAACUGGCAAUCCUGCUAUUAAGUGGAAUAAAUACUGAGUAGUUACUUAGUGUGUAUAAGUUUUAUCAAAUUGUGAGUAGUAUACAAAACUUAUUACAGAAGUGCAGAAUACUUAAUGAAAGUAUCAUGAAUGACCUGGCUAAUUAUUACAACAUACCAGUAAUUAAGAAGCAUUUUGUUAAUUUAGAAAGUACAAAUCCAUCAAGAUUCCUAUAAGGAAUUUACCAAGAUUUCAGCCAUAACAUCAAAACUGUCGGUUAAAUGCCACUGCCAGUAAAAAUUGAGAUAAGUAUCUAAUGCUCACUUGUCCCAUUAUACUUUGUCACUGUGAUGGGAGACAGGACAACAUCCACAUUCUUACAUGGACAUUAAUUAGUAAAGGUGUUGUGAAAUGGUUACACUUUCAGAACUGGACAUGUAAGAAACUCUAGACUAGUUUGGUGAUUUCAGGGUAGAUAGUGUGACACUCCUUCAUAUCUGACACAAAAUGAACGUAUUUUUAGGAAGUAGUUUUCAAAGUGUUUUCUCAUCUUGUUUCUAAAUAGUGAUAUAACCUAAAGGGUUCAUAGUAUUUUUGUAUAUUGUGUGUAUUCAUCAGUUGUGUGUGUUAGAUAGAUAAUAUACAGCAAGACUUUACUUAAAACAUUAUGCCCUGUAUAUUGGACAUUGUCUUUUAUGAAAGGUUAGUUAGAAUGCUGUAAGCAGUAAUAAUAAAAUAUGCCUCCCAAUUCUUACCAUUUUAUCAAAUACGACCUGUGGUUUUCUUGCAACCUGUAUAUCUUUCAGUCCAGAUUAUUUUGUCCAUCAUGAACUUGCUUUUAAAAUUUACUUAUUCCUAUGUACUGUGCAAAUAACUUGGACAAAAAAGUCACUCGGUGGUCUGGUUAAACCACACGGUAUUAUUUUAUAAAAAACCAGAAUUGUUUCAUUGCUUGAAUGGUAGUGUUCAAAUUACUUGUAACUGUUACAGUAAUGAUUUAAUCAGCACUAUGUGAAGGUUUAAAGAAUAAAAAUAUCAAACAGCAUCUGAAAUACUGCCUGAUUCUUAUAUUGGAAACACAUAAGAGUCUGCUGUAAGAAAGAAAAAUAUUUGUCAAAUAUUAAAAAAUCAUGAAAAUCUGCUACAAAACUACACAUCUUAUCAGAAGACUAUGUGAACUUUCUAGCCGAGUUAUUUAUUAAGGAUUACGCUCAGAAAUUUUUAAGGUUGACUUUAGGCUGAGUUGGUCUCUCUUCUUUAAUUCAAUUAAAAAUAUUUCUUCCAUCUGAUAUUGUUUUGGAAAAAUUAGAUGGGGGUUUAUUUCUGGUAGUAUAGAAAUUUUGAGAAAAUCCUGAGCAUGUCAUACAUUUGAGGCUGUCUGAAGUUUAGCCAAAUUAUUCAUAUGUAUGUACAAUAUACAGUAGUACUACAUGUAAAUUUUUUCAGAGGUCAUCUUGAGUAAAGAACUAGUACAUACGUAAUUCAGUUCACUGAAGUGAACCUUAGAACCCUACACUUAUAUGUGGUUUUAAUUUAAUGAAGGUUAUUUACUACAUACAGUGGACACAGGUUAUACUACUUUGAGAAACGUAAGGGUAGAUAUGUGAAGAAUUUAGAAUUAUUUAUAGUUUGACUUAUGAGCAUUUAAAAGUUGAUAUUACAAUUAGGUUAAGAAUAACUUGCAAGUGGACUCUGUGGUUCUGAUCAAUUAAGAAUAUUGUAGUCUCUUUAGUUCUGGUCAAUUAGAUUGUAUAGUAUGCUCGUUUUUUGUAUACAGGCAGUCCCCGGUUUACGACGGGAGUUCCAUUCUUAAGACGUGUUGUAAGCCGAAAAUCGUCGUAAGCCUGAAACAUCAUCAAAAGUCCUAAGAAAACCUUACUUUUAAUGUUUUGGGUGCAUUAAAAACUAUGUAAACUGCAUUCUUAUUGCAUUUUUCAUCAUAAAAACCUUCAAAUAUUGGUUAUUUUGCAUUUUUGGUAUCCUAUUUCUUCUGCCAGAUCAGCGUUGGUGUCAUAACCCUGAAAAUAAUUUCUGAUGAAUAUAAUUGUAAAGCGCCUUAACCUCGGAACGUCGUAAGCCAAACCCUUCGUAACCCGGGGACUGCCUGUACAGUACUCUUUCCAAGUUUUCUGCAAUUUCCUACUUGUAAGACUUUCCACUGUGUCACGUUUACUUAUGUUUGCUUUGUUCAAAUCUGUUAAAGGGCCCCCUGUUUCAUUUGUCAUUUGUGCAAUUAUAAUGAAGUUAUUUUUGUAAGAAACUAUAAGAAAGAUCACCUUAGAACUAGGCUAAAUGGUUUGAUUUGAAAAUAUGUACAGCUGUACACAGCAACAUGACAAGGCAUGACUAAGAGUAAGAUUUUAUUCACAAUUUUUGUACAACAAACACCAAACUCGUGUAGUGACAUACAUUACCGAAUACGUAUAUGGAUUCUCCAAUGAGGUCAGUUUAUCUUUGUUUGAAUAUAUUCCUAACGUUUGGUUUUCAAAAUCAGUACACAGGUUCAUCAGUUUUCAUAAAUUUAAGCUAUUUCGUGUUUCCAUUUUCUUUACCCAUCUCUAAAUUUCCAGUUAGAAUUGAAUGUGAGUUUUGUGUUUAUUGUGAACUUAGAUGUUUGCCGUGUCAUUACAUUUGAAUUAUUUGACUGGAGACUAACCAUUUCACCCACUUACUCUGCUACAAAGCUUACCUGCACUUUUCAUUACAAGCAUCUUCCUCUUUACUUACAAAAUUGCCUUAUUACAAGUGCUGUAAUAGAUUUGCAUGAACAAAUUUAAAUAUUUUUAAAUACACUUUAUGUAAAUCAAACACUGAUUUAUAUGCUGACAUCUGUGAGACUUAUAAGGCACAUUCUUAAAAACAUAAAGGACUAUUUUUAGUUGUGUAAGUUUAUCUUGCCCUAUUUUUGCUUUAUUUUAAAAAAUGAAGUACUACUAGAAACGUAAAAACUGCCAUUAAAACAAGUAAUUAUGAUAAUUUUGUAUCACUAAUACCUGUCAUGCUUUGCAACUUACAUUCUAAUAAGAAUACUGUAUCUACACUGGCAGCUUAUUGGCAAUCAUCUCAAUGUGAUCACUUACAACUGUUGAUAUGCAAUAUUAUCAAUACAUUUUACACCAUACAUAUAAGUAAUAGCCAAAUUUUCAACUUUUCAUAUGGUUUUGGAUGAAUAUGUUGUGAAGGAAUGUUCUUCGUUAUUUUAGAAUAGUACUUAUGCAGUAAAUUUUAAGUUCAAAUUUAGUAGCACCUAAACUUCAUUAGUAUUCAGAUAAUGGUGUAUUUAUUCAAUAUACAAUAUUGUUAUAAUGAAUUACCAGUUUUGAAGUACCUUUCACAGAAUUUCUAUACGUAUCCAACUUUUAGGAAAGUAGAUGUUGCUGUAGAUAUUGUGUAGUACGAAAUUUUCCAUAAAGAUAUUAUUAAUCCUUUAUAAGAACUGUGACCUAGGAUUUUACCAGGAGUUAUUUUUGAAGUAGCUUUAUACAUUUGAAAUUCUAAAAUAUUUUGGUGAAAAGCAUUGAACCGAAUGAAAAUGAAAAAUAACUGUAGCUUCUUUCUGUGAGUUCAGAAGUUGAACCAAAGUUGUUGUGUUGCUAAUGUAGUACAGUACAGUGUAUGGCUGACAACUCACUGAAACUGUAUAAAAUCCACAGAUUUGUAACAUUAUAGUAUACUAAAAUAUUGUAAUGAAUGUGCCAAGGGGCAUCCAGUUUGCUUCAGCUUUAGGGAAGAAUCUUGAUAUCUGCAUAUAUUUUUAUUGCCAUGUUGUUGUGAAUGUUUAGCAGUUUUAGUUUCUAAAUCUUUUUAGAUACAGUACGUAUAGUACCUAUUUUAGUGUUGUACAAUGUAAAGUACUAUAUCUUGUGGGAUUUUCAUGUGAGGAGAAUUUCUUUAAAAUUUUACAAAAGAAAUUCCAUAAUUUUUACAGUUUAUAGCUCUAAUUUUCCCAGUUUGCACAAACAUUUUGUUUCUAAUUUUCUUAUGUAAGAAGUGUGAUUUUUUAUUACAGACUUUUAAAAGUGA